Messenger RNA from Monodelphis domestica (gray short-tailed opossum), 690 nucleotides. It is a transcript of the gene KRTAP3-1, whose product is annotated as keratin associated protein 3-1. Gene Ontology annotation, molecular function: structural molecule activity. The record is from RefSeq and is a predicted model, not a curated record. Gene Ontology annotation, cellular component: keratin filament. NCBI's taxonomy places the organism in Eukaryota, Metazoa, Chordata, Mammalia, Didelphimorphia, Didelphidae.
UCCUCUUUGCACACUUACUAGAAAGACAAGCCAAACCUACUCACAUCAUGUCUUGCUGUGGAGUUUGCCGACAUGACUGCUGCUGCAGUGUCCCCACUGGGCCAGCCACCACCAUCUGCUCUUCAGACAAAUGCUGCCGGUGUGGAGUCUGCCUGCCCAGCACCUGCCCCCACGAGAUCAGCCUUCUCCAGCCCACCUGCUGUGACUGCUGCCCUCCCCCUUGCUGCAUGCCCGAUCCCUACGUGCCAUCUUGCUGGCUGCUCAAUUCUUGCCACCCCACCCCUGGUCUCUGCGGAAUCAACCUGACCACCUACACUGAGCGUUGCUGCGAGGGGGAGCGCAGGUGCGAACCCUGCUGCUAAUUUACAGCUCUUCCCGCCAGUAACCUGGCGGUCCAGUCCUCGAAGUAAUCCCUGGCUUUCCACAUUACCCUCUGCCAAGUCCAUGCUUCCUGUGGAAGGAUUGGAAGAGAAUCAGCUUCCAAGUCUUUGGACAGUGUUUAUAUGAAGCUGUCCAUCUUCCCUCCACGGAGUGUCUGUCCAUCCUUCCACAUUCAUGGGAUAUUGGGAGAUCUCUCUCUCUCUCUCUCUAAUGCUAUCUUACUGCUUUGGGGUGGUAUAUGAACAAAAUGCUGCUGUUCAUGGGCGAAUAAACUUCAAUUUCCUGGCUUAGCAAAUAUGACUUGUGUGA